ACACACGCACACACACACAAGCGCACGCACACGCACAUACACGCGCGCGCGGAUUGUGAGAGAGGAGAGAAGUGGAGCAGAGCUCACGAGCUUUAACGGCAGCCUCGCGCCACGCUCUCACCGUCUCUCUCUCUCUCUCUCUCUCUCUCUCUCUCACUCUCUCACUCACUCACUCCCUCACUCACUCGCUGGCUCGCUCGCCCGCUCUCUCGCUCACUCAAGCACGCGCAGAGCCAGCUCGCGAGUCCGCGGAGCACGAAGCUCUCAGCCUGCACGCCUCCUGAAGAACAACAACAAGAACUAGAAGAACAAGAACUAGAAGAAGAAGAACACAGAGAACGAACUCUUUUUUUCUGUCCUCUGGUGUGCUUCUCCUCCUGCUCCUCCUCCUCCUUCUCAUCUCGCUGUUUGUCUCUCCGUUCCUCGCCGUGGUGGAUUGUAGCUAAAGUCCCAGGCUGCUGUGAAGUCAGUCCACCACCCCGCGGCUCUCUCUCUGACCCUCUGACGGCUCCGGUGUGCCCGCCCGCCCGCGCUGUCACUCCUGUCACUCGGCAGGACGCAGGUCACCCCGCUGGACGCACGCUUUUUCCGCGCAGAAUGAAGUACAGCUGCUGGAAUCUUUGAAUUGAGUGGAGCAAGUACAGAGAAGAAAGCCUGGUUUGAGGAAACGCAAAAAAACCCAAAAAGAAACGGGAACAAAAGCAAAAAAGUUAUCUGGUGAAAGAAGAGAGAAUAAAGAAAGGGGACAAUGGGGAGAAAAAAGAUUCAGAUCACGCGGAUUAUGGACGAACGCAACAGACAGGUAACAUUCACCAAGAGAAAGUUUGGCCUGAUGAAGAAAGCUUAUGAGCUGAGCGUGCUGUGUGACUGCGAGAUUGCCCUCAUCAUCUUCAACAGUACCAACAAGCUUUUCCAGUACGCCAGCACCGACAUGGACAAAGUGCUGCUCAAGUACACCGAGUACAACGAGCCCCAUGAGAGCAGGACCAACUCUGACAUUGUGGAGACGUUGCGAAAGAAGGGCCUAAACGGGUGUGACAGCCCAGACCCCGACGCAGACGACUCAGCGUUGAGCAAGAAGGAGAACAAAGGCGGCGAGAGUCCGGAGCUCGAGUCUGCUCUCGCUCUCACUCCGAGCACUGAGGAGAAAUACAAACAGAUUAACGAAGAGUUUGAUCAUAUGAUCAAGACUCAUAAGAUCUCUGCCGUGCCCCCCUCCAACUAUGAUAUGCCUGUGUCCAUCCCAGUGAGCAACCAGAUCUACAGUCACCCUGGUGGCUCCCUAGGCAACCAUAACCUGGUCCCAUUGGCCCACCACAGCCUACAGAGGAACAGCAUGUCUCCUGGAGUCACACACAGGCCCCCCAGUGCAGGUGGUCUUAUGGGGGCCGAUUUGUCCACAGGCCCUGGCACCAGCGCUGGAAAUGGUUACGGAAACCACCGUAACUCUCCUGGAUUGCUGGGGUCCUCUGGAGGCAUGAACAAGAACAUGCAGGCCAAGUCUCCUCCGCCCAUGAACCUGGGCAUGAACAGCCGCAAACCUGACCUGCGCGUGCUCAUCCCACCUGGAGCCAAGAACAACAUGCCCUCUAUUAACCAGAGAAUAAACAACUCCCAGUCUGCUCAGUCAUUGGCUACCCCGGUGGUUUCUGUCGCAACUCCCACCCUACCAGGACAGGGAAUGGGCGGCUAUCCUUCAGCCAUCUCCACCUCAUAUGGUACCGAAUACUCUCUGAGCAGUGCAGACCUUUCGUCUAUAUCUGGUUUCAACAGUGCCAACACCCUGCACCUGGGCUCAAUGAGUGGAUGGCAACAGCAGCACCUCCAGAACAUGCAGCACUCUGCUCUGGGACAGCUGGGAAAUUGCACUAGCUCUCACUUAUGUCAGGGUUCAAAUCUCUCCCUGCCCUCUACUCAAAGCCUGCACAUCAAGUCCGAACCUGUUUCUCCUCCUAGAGAUCGCUCCAGCAGCGCCACGCCCGCUGGAUACGCCCCGCCUCCUCCCCACCAGCAGCAGCACGGGGCCCCGCCCCCUCAGGCGCGGCAGGACUCGGGCCGCUCGCCAGCCGAUAGCCUCAGCAGCUGCGGCAGCUCGCACGAUGGCAGCGAACGGGACGAGCACCGGCCCGACUUCCACUCACCCCUGGGAAUGGGACGGCCCGGCCUGGACGAGCGCGACAGUCCUUCUAUCAAACGAGUGCGCCUGUCCGAAGGCUGGGCCACAUGAUAAGCCCCGCCCAGCAAACCCAGACGCCUCAACACCUUCACGUCCCCCCCGACCUUGACUUUGGCCCACCCGCGCCACAUGAUGUGCAGUUGUUACAACGUUCUCACACAAACACACAUACACACACAAAUACACACUCUCUCUUUUCUCAACUUCUGCUGUCUUUUUCUGACGAGUUGUCGGCCUCCCCGUCCUGUCGGUCACUAUGUAAACAGGGAGGAGGUGUUUUUUUCUCGAAACUUCUCGAAAUUAGCUGUGCAAGGUUUUUGUUGUCUUUUUUAAAAGGGUGUGUCCAAUAUACAGUACAUAUUGACGUAAUCGAUCGAUGGGUGUCGGUAGGGGAAAAGGGCAGGAGGUGCUAGCAUACGUGGGUUGAGAACAUAGUUUUUAGUGGGCAGGGUUACUAUGCAUAACUUGUGCCGUGCGUGGAUUUAACUUUUGGAGAAUUUACCGUAUAUAUAUAUAUAUAUAUAUGUAUAUAUGCACACAUAUGCAUGUAUAUAUAUAUAUAUAUAUAUAUAUAUAUAUAUAUAUUUACAUAUGUGUGUAUGUAGGUGUACAUAUAUGCAUAGUAACGAAAAGCAACAGCAACAACAACAACACAAAUAUAUAUAUAUGUCAGGUACUCUCUUGAUGAUCUUUUUGUAAAAGUACUUACAAACCUUUCCUCAGCGAUAUUCAGCCAUGGGAGAAAGCUCAGCUGAGGGCUGUAGAGUGGAGUUGAGACAGUGGCAAGCGAGCAAGCACUUGAGUUGCCCUACCAACACCAUGUGUACAGAUUCAGUUUUCUUUGCCACUCUCUUCAGAGUGUGUUCCCUCGCUAAAUGUAUGUUAUGAUCGACAAUGUCAUGUUGCAGGUUCAACGUAUUGUACAUAGAGAGCGGGAGCAGGGACAAGGGGGAAAAGGGUCGAGGUUGCCAGGCGUUGCCGAUUGAACGCAAAUGAAAGCUUUUAUGCAAGAUUUUUUUUUUGUUCUCUGAAGGAUUGUACAGGUAUACAGCCCGCUAGGUUUUAGUCAGGGAGAAGGAAUUUUUCUGAACUUUUGAUGAAUCGAGCUCUUCUGUCGAGAAGCUUCAACAGCUAGAUUGAAGAACGGCAGUCAGUGAGUCAGUCAGUCAGUCAGUAGACGAAGGACCAUACCUUAAAAUUAAGAGCCAUGUUAGUUUAUUCUGAUGAAAUAAAAAAAAAACCUAGGACUUGCUUUAAAUGUUCAGUAUUAAAAAAAAAAAAACGAAAGAAAUGAAAAAAAAGAAACAAUUGUAUGAUACACUUGCUUAUAUUUUCAUAUAAAAAGGAAAUACAAUGCAAAGCAUUUUUGUGGCUUUUUGUAGUUUAUAUAAGCCAGAAUGUGUUUUGAUAGCUUUGCUUAUCUAAAAAAAAUGAUAGUCGUACAAGAAGGAGUAACCUUGGGCUUUUCGAACCUAAGCCAUCAUGAUGACAUCUGAGAACCCUUGCUUUGCUCAACAGUUUUCUUGUUUUCAUUUUGUAGAGUUUUUUUUUGUUUGUUUUUAAACGUGUAUUUCUAAUUAUAUUGAAUAAUAAUAUUAAGAUUCUUUUUAAAAAAUCUGUGAAAUUAACAUGCUUGUGUAUAGCUUUCUAAUAUAUAAAUAUAUAUGAUAAUAAUUAUGGUCAUAGCAUUUUUUUUCUUUCAGUGUGAGGUUACAUAAGUACAGUUGCACAUGUUUGUUUUGUCUUUUAUUCUUCUUUUUUUUUUUUUUUUUUUUUGUUCUUCUUAUUGCUCCAUACACAGAAUCUUUCAGGGGCAAACCCAGCCAGGAUUUCAGAUUCUAGACUUUUCAAAAAUUCAAUAAUUCAUCCAGCAAUGCCAACAGAAAAAGACACACCUCUUCAGAAAGCAAUGGUCUAGAGACUCAGGUGACGAGUGUGAAAUACUCCUCUGUGGAGAAAGCACACGUCCAAUCGGGUAAUGCUCAUUGAGAGCAAAAAUUAACAAUUUUCUUUUGGUUUCUUACUAUAACUAUAUAGUUUGUGUACCAGUGGUUCACCUGCUUGCAUUUAUAUUAACGUAACUUUCAGUGAGCACAAGAUAUUUAUCCUAAUGUGUGCUUUGGUUAGGAACAAGCACAACCUUUCUGAUCUUAGAUUAUUUAUAAGUGUGUGAACACCAAAGCGGACGGAAUUCCAACUCCCAACAAAUACUGAGAGUAGUUUCUCUUGAAUUGACGUUGCACUGAAAGAUUUUUGAAAGCAUGAGAGAUGAGUUUGUCGUGCUGUCCUGGAUUUCUAACUCAUUUUAACUAGGCUGAUUUUGUGAACCCUUGCUUGUGUAUAUUUAGCUCAUUUGUGCCAUUACUUUUUGUCCAUUUCAGUAACACAAAUGUACACAAGGCCCAUUUCUUCUAAACAUACCCAUUACCAUCACUAACAGUCACGUUCACAAUGAUAUCAAUACGCUUGAUACGAUUCAUAUCUUGAUGUGAUUGGACAUUUGAUAUAUUUUUUAACCAAAGACGUGGAGCAGUGUUCUUUUGGCUUUGUUCUAGUCUCUUCUAGUAUUUCUUCAUUUGUUCUUAUUAUUGAAGUUUGGGGACUUCUUUUUUCAGAAUAAUACUGGUACCUCAUAUUCACCCUCCCAGUACCUCAAAAUAAUCAGAACCAUCAUCAAUCAAUCAUGACAUGAAAGACAUGAAAACGAAAUGGGAUAUUUAAAGCAAAAAGCAAAGAAACCCAACCGGUGAAAAAGUGUACAGUAUUGUGAAUUAAAAUAUUACAUCAUUGUUUGUUCUCUAAAUCUCACACAACAUGUCCACGUCUGUCCAUCCUGGUUCAUUCUUUUUUGGUUUGCUGUUGUUUUCCUUCAAAAUAUUGUUUGUUUCCAUUUUAAAAAAUACAAAAAAAAAAGAAUAAAAAGAAAAAUUCUGUAGUAACAAAUGUAGCUUGUAUAAACCUACCACGUGUAAGGUUGAAAGGAAAAUGUGUUUUCUGUUUUUCUGUUUCUUUGUCUUUUUCUUUCUUCUUUCCUUUUUUCUUUUUUUUUUUUUUUGAAACCAGGAGAAAGAGGCUUUCAGCGGCAUAAGCUGGACUUUGUCGCCACUUGAAGACAAGAUGUCAUUAAAUUAAAAAAACACAUCUCUGUAUCUCAAGGGACUUGAUUCAGCUGUAUGUAGUGAAAAAUUAAUGUAUGGAUUAAAAAAAAUCGUUUCUCCUGCUGGGAUUCAAAAAAGGUAUUUGUAUUUUGCAGAGAAUUCAGUAAAGUUACUGGCUUUCUUAGUUA
Molecule: messenger RNA, 5462 nt
Organism: Astyanax mexicanus (Mexican tetra)
Lineage: Eukaryota; Metazoa; Chordata; Actinopteri; Characiformes; Acestrorhamphidae
Gene: mef2cb
Product: myocyte enhancer factor 2cb
Exons: 11
Coding region: 749-2227 (492 amino acids)
Biological process (GO): positive regulation of transcription by RNA polymerase II
Molecular function (GO): DNA-binding transcription factor activity, RNA polymerase II-specific; protein dimerization activity; RNA polymerase II cis-regulatory region sequence-specific DNA binding
Source: RefSeq, a predicted model, not a curated record